Messenger RNA from Monoraphidium neglectum, 1830 nucleotides. RefSeq lists its product as hypothetical. The record is from RefSeq and is a predicted model, not a curated record. Lineage: Eukaryota; Viridiplantae; Chlorophyta; Chlorophyceae; Sphaeropleales; Selenastraceae. The transcript is spliced from 4 exons. Bases 1 to 1830 code for a protein of 609 amino acids.
AUGGCGCACCUGACAGCCCCAGAGUGGGGCAGCACUGCCUGGGAUGCUCUCGACCUCAGCCCAGAGGAGCUCACCCUCCUCAAUGAUUCGUUGGGCCCUAGCGAAACAGCAGCAACGCAGCAGCAGCAGCAGCAGCAGCAGCAGCAGCAGCAGCAGCAGCAGCAGCAGCAGCAGCAGCAGCAGCAGCAGCAGCAGCAGCAGCAGCAGCAGCAGCAGCAGCAGCAGCAGCAGCAGCAGCAGCAGAAAUGCCAGCUGCAGUACCAGCAACUCGAUCCCAACCUGCAGGAGCUGUCGAUGGGCCUCUCCUCAAACGAGACCCUGGUCGUCAUCUCGUGCCUGCACCGCGCCGGCGCCGGCGGGCCCCAGCCGCAGCCCCAACAGCCGCAGGCGCGCCCGCCGCGCCCCUCGCUGCCGGCGCUCGACCUCUCGCGCGCCCGCGCCGGCGGCGCGGGAACCCUGUUCGCGCACAACCUGCCGGACACGCCGGCUGCGGCCGUGGCCGAGGGCGAGAACGACGAGGCGGCGCGGCUGGACGUGUCGCAGCGGGAGCUCGAGGCGGUCAUGGCGCGGCCGCUGCAUGCCGGGGCCCCUGUGGUGGACAACCGGUGCUAUGUUUACAAGGCCGUUACCCCGCAGGAGGCCCGCGAAGCCGAGGGCCUCAUCUCGCGCGUGCCGGCCCCCGACGCCGCCCGCGUCCGCGCCAUGUGGGACGCGCUGCUCGUCGCGCGCCGUGACUGCGAGGCCAUGGCCGCGCGCGGCGUGCGGGUGGCGCGGGAUGUCAGCAGGGACUGGCAGGAGACCGUGUCUGACCUGAUUGACCGCGUCGUGGCGCAGGACAGCGAGAUUUUGGCGCUCAAGGGCGACCUGAAGCAGGCGCACGCGGCCGCGGCGGCCGCGCAGGCGGCGAGCGCGGCGCCGCCCGCGGAGGAGCUGCACGGGCAGGUGGCGCGGCUGAAGCGGCACAGGGACCGGCUGGUGAGGGACAAUGCGGACCUGGCCGCCGCGCUCGGCGAGGCGCAGGCGGCUGCGGGCGCGGCCGCGGCCGAGGCCGCGGCGGCGGGCAAGGCACUCGAGGGCGUGCGGGCGCACGCGGCCGCCCUGUGGCAGCAGCACACGCAGCUGCUGCGCCACCACAUCAGCGCGGCGGCGUACGCAGAGCGGCUUGAGGGCGAGGCGCGCGUGGCCGCCGCCAUGGCGCAGCAGGCGGCGGGCGGCUGGGGCGGAGGGGCUGGCGCCUUGGAACAGGCACCGGGUGCGCUGCAGCCGGUGCCGCCGCCGAGCACGGCGUUAGGGGCCACGCGCAGUGGCACGCCGCCGUCGUGCGGCAGUGCUUACAGCACCGUUGCUCAGUCCGCAGCAGCGGCCUCGCAGCAGGCACGGCGCGGCAGCCCACGCGGCCCCGGGGCCCGUGGCAGCCCCCGCGCGGUGAGGGGCACCCCUGUCAGCAUCACGGGGGCUGUCGCCUCCCCGCGGCUGGGCUGCAGCAAGCUCGGCCUCCCGCCCGCUGUGAAGGACCGUCUCGACGGCGGCAGGCACAGUCCCGUGGAGGGUGGCGCGGUCACCGCUGCCGCUGCUGCUACGGCUGAGCACGUCUCCAGCAGCGGGGGCGAACGGUGGGUUGACCGUCCCUCGGACGAGUUUGACCACCCGGCGGACGACCAGGCGCCUGCGUUUGGCUCUGGGCUUGGCGGCAAGCCCGCGCAGCCGCAGCAGCAGCACCUGGGCCAAUUCAACUGGCGGGAGGACAUCGAGGCAUGCAGGGCGCAGCUCAAGGCGGUCAAUGCAUUGUGCGGUGUGUGGUGCGGGGAUGGCGCGCUGCGCGCCGUCUGA